Hibiscus syriacus is the source of this 1784-nucleotide messenger RNA. RefSeq names its product pentatricopeptide repeat-containing protein At4g25270, chloroplastic-like. NCBI's taxonomy places the organism in Eukaryota, Viridiplantae, Streptophyta, Magnoliopsida, Malvales, Malvaceae. Gene Ontology annotation, molecular function: RNA binding; protein binding. The record is from RefSeq and is a predicted model, not a curated record. Gene Ontology annotation, biological process: RNA modification.
AAAGCUCUCAUUUUCAUCUCAAUCUACUUCAGUAUUUACUCAAUAACAUGCAAAUAAUAUUUGAGCUUCAAUUCUUAUUGAAGAAGCGUUCAGCUUCAUAAUUGAUCUCCCUUCUUCUACCUAAAUAUACUCUGGCGAUACAUUUGGGAACUCGGUUGUUGCUGCCGAAUAUGGUUGCCCUUUUACAGGCGCAGCCACGCACAAUUUCAUCGAAACUCCAUUCGCACUGCUCUUCCAAAAGCAAGAAGAAACAGAAACAGAAAAAAUUAGAGCGAAAACGGUUUCAGAAUGACAGAAGACCUGCCCUCCCUUUCCCAAGAUCCUCCCCAACCCCCCUCCUUGUCAAAAACAAGCCCUUCACUCAAACUAAGCUCGCGGCCCUCGAUUCCGUCGUUAAUGAUCUCGAAGCCUCGGUCAAGAACGGCAUAGUCAUCGAUUCGGAAAUAUAUUCUUCUCUGCUAGAAACGUGUUACCAAUUGCAAUCCAUCGAUCACGGCAUCGCGAUUCAUCGUCUUGUUCCCCCAAACUUAUUGCGUAAAAACAAGGGCAUUUCUUCAAAACUGUUGAGGUUGUACGCUGCGUCCGGACGGAUGGAAAGUGCCCACCAGGUGUUCGAUGAAAUGUCUAGGCGGAACGAAUCCGCUUUUCCAUGGAAUUCUCUUAUCUCGGGGUACGCGGAACUGGGACAAUAUGAAGAUGCCUUAGCCCUUUACUUUCAGAUGGAGGAAAAGGGCGUUGAACCUGAUAGAUUCACAUUUCCUCGCGUGUUGAAGGCUUGCGCUGGAAUUGGGUUGAUUCAUGUUGGGGAAGCGGUUCACCGCGAUGUGGUGCGCAAAGGUUUUGGAAAUGAUGGGUUUGUGCUUAAUGCUCUUAUUGAUAUGUACGCAAAAUGUGGAGACAUUGUUAAGGCUAGGCGUGUUUUCGAUAACAUUGCUUGUAAGGAUAACGUUUCUUGGAAUUCUAUGUUGACGGGUUAUAUUCGACACGGGUUAUCGGUCGAGGCAUUUCAGUUAUUCCGUGGGAUGAUUCAAGAGGGAUUUGAGCCCGACUCUGUUGCCAUAUCCACAGUUCUGUCUAGUUUUUCGUCAUUGAAGAUGGCGACACAGAUACACGGGUGGGUUCUCAGGCGAGGAAUCGAGUCAAAUAUAUCGGUUGUUAAUGCUUUAAUUAUGGUGUACUCCAGUGUAGGGAAGUUAGAUGGGGCAAGUUGGUUGUUUCGCCAAAUGCCUGAGCGGGACAUAGUGUCCUGGAAUUCGAUAAUCUCCGGUCAUAGUAAACACCCAGAAGCUCUGCCGUACUUUGAACAGAUGAUGAAAAGUGGUACUUCACCUGAUAGCAUCACAUUCGUGGCAAUACUAUCAGCUUGUGCUCAUUUAGGAUUGGUUAAGAACGGAGAACGGCUGUUUAGGUUAAUGAGAAAGAAGUACCGGAUUGAUCCAAGAAUGGAACACUAUGCUUGCAUGGUGGAUCUUUAUGGGAGAGCAGGGCUGAUAGACGAGGCUUUCAACUUGAUAGCGGAGAGAAUGGAGUUCGAGGCAGGGCCAACUGUGUGGGGAGCAUUGCUGUAUGCUUGCUCUGUUCAUGGAAAUAUAGAGAUCGGAGAGAUUGCUGGUCGAAAACUUUUCGAGCUGGAGCCGGAUAACCGACAUAAUUUUGAGCUAUUGAUGAAGAUUUAUAGCAAUGCAGGUAGAUGGGGGGAUGUGGAGAGGGUUAGGCAAAUGAUGUUGGACAGGGGACUAUAGAGUUAAAGCUGAAGCUUUUGUAGUAAUAUAUUUACAAACAUG